Molecule: messenger RNA, 2046 nt
Organism: Macadamia integrifolia
Lineage: Eukaryota; Viridiplantae; Streptophyta; Magnoliopsida; Proteales; Proteaceae
Product: putative UPF0481 protein At3g02645
Exons: 2
Coding region: 72-1784 (570 amino acids)
Source: RefSeq, a predicted model, not a curated record
CAUAACCGUCUCUCCUUCCUUCCUUCCUGACUGAGUUCCCAUCUCCUCAACCAACUCCUAGAAAAUCAAAUAUGUACUCUUCUUCUCAGAAUGCUACCAUGACCUCAAAAUCAAAUUCCAGCUUUGAUGAACUUCGUUGGGUGAUUCAAAUCCGUCAAACAGUUGAUGAAGAACUCGAAGACGAUACCGGAGUUCCAGUCUCCAUCUUCAAUGUCCCCAAAACUCUAUCAGCUAGCAAGCCACAUUGUUACAUUCCUCAAGAAGUUGCAAUAGGUCCAUUCCAUUACUGGAGGCCAGAGCUCUAUGAGAUGGAGAGGUACAAGAUUGCUGCUGCCAAAAAGACUCAAAAACAACUCAAAACCCUCAAAUUUGAGAACCUUGUUGAUCAAUUGAUGAAACAUGAGCAAAGGAUCCGUGCUUGUUUCCACAGAUAUCUUGAUUUCAAUGGUGAAACCCUAGCUUGGAUGGUUGCAGUUGAUGCUUGCUUCUUACUUGAAUUUCUCUAUGUUUAUGCCAUCAAAGAAGGCAAAGUCCUUAAACCAACAAUCCUGUCAACCAUGUUGCAUUUGGUGGACUAUGCAGGAACAAAAUCUGCUCAUAAUGCUCUCCUUAGAGAUAUAGCAAUGCUUGAAAAUCAAAUUCCAUUGUUCAUCUUGAGGAAGAUCUUGGAAGUUCAGAAUUCGUCGUUGGAUGCCGCCGACGAUUUACUUCAUUCCAUGUUAUUAGGUUUAUGCAAAGAGCUUUCACCAUUCAAGAUGAUUGAGAGCUUCCCAAGCAUCCAAGUCAGUGAUUGUGCACACUUGUUAGAUUGUUUAUAUCAAAUAGUUGUGCCCAAAUCCAAACAACAACAAUUUGAAAUCACUGAAGCUUGUGAAGACCAAAUUGAUCAAAAUGAUCCAACAAAAGAAGGAGACAAGAAGGAAGAAAAAUUGAAGGAUUCAAGUGAUGUGAAGAACCUCUUCAAUGAGUUAUGGAAGCUGCUAUCCAAAUUACAUGGUGCCCCGGUACGUUUCAUUAAAAGUAUAUUAUUUUCAAGGCCUGUGAAAUUAUUGUUCAAAUUACCUUGGACAAUUAUCACUCGUUUCCCUUUGUUUUCAAUCUUAAAAAAACCUAUGGAGUAUCUUUUCUUCAAUGAAGAUAAAGAAGACAUCAAACCCGAAAACGGAACUUCGAAUUCGGUGGAUGAUAACAAGCCUCCUUUGUUAGAAGAGAUCACUAUCCCUUCAGUAAGUGAGCUUUAUGAAUCAGGUAUCAGAUUUGUAGCCACUAAAGGGGAUAUCACUACUGUUAGCUUUGAUGCAAUAACAUUCACAUUUUACCUCCCAAGUGUUAGUUUAGAUGUAAACACUGAAGUGGUAUUAAGAAAUUUGGUUGCAUAUGAAGCAUCAGAUGCAUCAGGGCCAUUGAUUUUUACGCGUUAUGUCGAAUUAAUGAAUGGGAUUAUUGAUACUGAAGAGGAUGUCAAACUGCUUAGAGAGAAAGGAAUUGUGUUGAACCAUUUGAAGAGUGAUAAAGAGGUGGCUGAUCUGUGGAAUGGGAUGAGUAUGUCAGUGAGAUUAACCAAAGUACCCUUGUUGGAUAAGGUGAUUGAAGAUGUGAACAAGUACUAUAGUGGUACAUGGAAGGUUAAGGCUAAGAAAAUUUUGAAGAGUUAUGUGUUUGGUUCAUGGAAAUUCCUGUCAUUCUUAGCAGCAAUUCUGUUCUUGUUUCUGAUGAUUGUGCAAUCUUUCUGCUCAGUAUAUAGCUGUGCUCAUGUUUUGCAUAUCAAGACAACAAGUGGAUGAAACAUGAUAGUCUCAGACUCACGAGGAGACACUGGCCUUCUAAGCCCAACAAAUUCCUUACAUUCUGUGUGAAAGAUUCAAUAGAACAGUCAAUUUCUAAAGCUUUUGCUUGAAUUUUUUUUUUUUCAGUGGAUGAAUUAGAAGGGAAAAAGAGAGUGAUUUGUUCUUGUAUCUUGUUAAUUAAUUUCAUUUGUGAAUUGAGAAGAGAUUGUAAUGAUGAGAGUGGUUACUGUAUUAGUGGGUUGUGAUAAUUGAUGCUUAA